This is a messenger RNA of Bradysia coprophila, 975 nucleotides long. Its product is annotated as 3-oxoacyl-[acyl-carrier-protein] reductase FabG pseudogene. The record is from RefSeq and is a predicted model, not a curated record. NCBI's taxonomy places the organism in Eukaryota, Metazoa, Arthropoda, Insecta, Diptera, Sciaridae.
AUAUUUGGCCUCUUUAGUGUUGUUUGGAUCUUCGAUCAACGAACAUUAAAACUUUCGGUAAAACAAUUUUUGUGCAAUAAGCUAAAACGGCUCUUUCAUUAUGACUUUUACCGACAAAGUCGUUCUGAUCACAGGCGCGAGCUCCGGCAUUGGAGCAUGUACGUCCGGGCAUUUCGCAAAAUUAAACGCAAAACUAGCAUUGGUCGGUCGAAAUGUCGAUCGGUUGGAAGAGGUUGCUCAACAGUGCAUUGACAAGAGUGGAAAAAAGCCAUUGACAAUAAUUGCGGAUAUUAAUGUACAGACCAAAGAGAUCAUAGAAAAAACAAUUGCCCAUUACGGUCGAUUGGACGUGCUGGUGAAUGUGGCAGGAAUUGGUGCUCCCUCAUCCAUUUCACGAAUGAAUUUAGAUAAUUUCGACAAAGUAAUGAACACAAAUGUUCGUAGUGUUUAUCAUCUAACAGCCUUAGCCGUACCACAUCUAAUCGAAUCCAAAGGGAAUGUUGUUAACGUAUCCAGCGUUGCUGGCAUCCGAUCGUUUCCAUACUUCUUGGCAUAUUGUGUGUCCAAAGCUGCUUUGGAUCAAUUCACCAAAUGCAUUUCGUUGGAACUGGGCCCGAAAGGUGUCCGAGUGAAUUCCGUUAAUCCGGGCGUGAUCAUGACCAAUUUCCAUUCGAAUAUGGGAGUGAAUGCGGAUGCAUAUCAAAGUUAUCUAGAAGAAUGCAAGACGUCCCAUUCAUUGGGUAGAGUCGGUCAGGUUGAUGAAGUGGCCGAAGGUAUCGUGUUUUUGGCUAGUGAUGCGGCACGUUUCAUUACCGGUACGUUGCUGUCGAUAGAUGGUGGAAAAAGUAAUAUGUGUCCGAGAUAAUGAAGCACAAGCAGGAGUUGCAGUAGAGUUUACUAUUUUGGGGACUUCAAUGAAGAUAGAGAAUUUAUUGAAAAGGUGUAAAUUAAAGAAAAAUAAAUUUUUUUCAUGAA